UGCUUACACAACUUCGUCAAGUAAAAGUCUCUGUACACAGUGCUUUACAAUCAUUUCCUGGCAUAUUCAAAGUACACUUCAAGUGAAGCAACAAAAUACAAGCUGAGACUAAAGGCUGAAUAUUGCAUUUGGUGCAGGAGAAAACUUCAGAACCACAAAGACUGAGAGCUAAAAUGGGUGACGUUCAAGAUUAUGAUGACUUUGAUAGUAUUGACUGGUGGGAUGGGGAUGAAAACUGCACCCCUAAACCGUUCCCCUCUGAACAGCAUGUGUCUGUGCUAGGUGCCCGCCACUGGUUCACUCUGAUCUGCUACAGCAUUGUCUUCCUGUUAGGUGUCCCUGGCAAUGGACUGGUGGUGUGGGUUACUGCAUUCCGAAUGCCCAACUCUGUAAAUGCACAGUGGUUUCUGAAUCUAGCCAUUGCAGAUCUGUUGUGUUGCUUAUCCCUGCCUCUGCUGAUGGUACCACUUGCCCAGGACCAGCACUGGCCGUUUGGUCCAUUGGCAUGCAAAGUAGUACACAGUAUGUUGUACAUGUUGAUGUACUGCAGUGUUUUGCUCCUGGUCAUGAUCAGCUUGGACCGCUUUCUGCUGGUGACCAAACCUGUGUGGUGCCAGAACCAGAGGCAUCCGAGGCAAGCCAGGUUGACAUGUUUGGUGAUUUGGAUACUGGCACUCUUAGGAAGCUCUCCUCAGUUUGUUUAUAUGAAGGCGAAGGAAGAUAAUGUCACACUCAAAACAUUGUGUGUUAGUGUCCACCAUAGCCCUGGUUCUGCUUGGGCUGUGACCAUUGUCCGUUUUUUUCUGUCUUUUCUGUUACCUUUCUCGAUAAUCUGUGUCAGCCAUUGGAAGGUGUUCCAGAUGACAAGAAACAGGCAUGGAAGAAAAGGCAAUGAAAAGUCAUCUCGCACGCUGCGUAUAAUCCUCACUUUGGUGUUUAGCUUCUUCCUUUGCUGGAUUCCUCUUCACAUUGUGGAUCUUCUUCAACUGAUUACAUACAAGAAAUCAGGAAGCUUACACACCAACCUGCGUCUAGCCCACGUGUUAGCGCUCUGCUUGGCUUACAUUAACAGCUGCCUCAAUCCUCUGCUCUACGUAUGUCUUGGACGUGGUUUUAAAGAAAAUCUUAUCAGCUCACUGCGUAGUGUGCUCCACUUUGCAUCCGAGGCACCACCCAGUGGAAUGAGUUUUACUGCAAGCAGUAAGACAACCACAGAUGGCAACAGUGGCAUGAUCAGGGAGAUGCCUCUGUGAAACUUUACCUAUACAAGUGGAUGUAAACGAGAAGCUCUUAUAAACCUGGGGAGAUCAAUGUGCUAACGUUCCCAUUCAUCUCAAUGCAAGUUGCUCAUUCAAUCCUGGAAGUAUGCGACCUGGAUGUAAGUGCCAUGACUGAUCUGCUAUGACUGACUCAAUACAGCUGACAGGGAAAAAUACAAGUCAAUUUCACUCUGUUAAGAAAUUUCCAAAAACAUCAGGCACUAGUGCAACACAGUGUUACGACUCUCCCAGUCCGCUACCAGUUUUCUUUUCUUCUCCUUUAGUGUGUACUGUGUUGUGUUUGCUGGUGAUUGCUGGGCUGGUGUGCAGGUUCCCCAACCAAUUUAACCCGCUUCUUUCCUUUGCGUGAGAUAUGAAAUAUGCCUUACUAGAUAAAAACGAACCUGCCAGGUGUGUUCUGUCUUUCCUUGCUUGACUAAUCACUUGAGGUCAGUGAAGAGUGAUAAAGCGAUAAAACAGUCUGUUUAGCUGUGCACAUGAUUCUGAAAACCUUUAAUUAAACCACAUUUAGGAAACAGUAUUUUUAUUUGCAAGUACAGCACUCUGGUCAAUAAUGCUGCAGUCCAGUGUGAAGCUCAGUCCUUGCUUGGUAACCUUUCAAACCAGGGACUAAAAAUGGUUCAAGAAACAAAAAUUAUAUAUCUAUAUCUAUCUAUCUAUCUAUAUAUAUAUCUAUCUAUCUAUAUAUAUAUCUAUAUAUAUAUAUAUAUAUAUUUCAGAACGUAACCACAAAAGGGAACAAAAUCCCUUUUAAUAGUAACUGGUUCAUUUUUUCCCCGAUGAUAAAAAAAAGCAUGUGCUUUAAUUUUGAAGACAAACCGCUACUUUAAAAACUAGUGUUAAAAAAUAAAAAUCACUUGCCCCCCAAAAGGUGACGUUUAGUCCAAACGCACCCAUGCAGUCUGUGCAUGAAUACAGGAGAGAGAUUUUGGCUAUUAAUUGAUUUUAGGUGGGCAAAUGAAUAUUUGAAAUAUUUAAAAUAUUUUUGGGGAUAUACAUUUAAUAUUAAGAAUACAUUUAUUGAAAAGAUGUUUCUUUAUAUAGGCUACUGUAUACCAUGCUUAUUAUGAUUCCUAUCCUGACAAUUCCCCAACAUGGAGAAAAAUAAAAUAAAAUGAAUUGUUUCUUUUUGCUUAUUCGGGGUGAAGUCCCUUAUUUUGAGUUUGUUUUUCAAAAUAUUAUUUUUUCAAAAUAAACAAAAGGUGCCUUUUUUUCCAGUGAGAUCUGGCAACAGGGCAACUGUUAGCACAGAGAACCGGCACUGUCAUAAAAAAUAAAUAAAUAAAAUAAAAAUAAAAAUAAAGGUAUUAACUGCUCUUUAAUUUUGUUCUAACCGGAUACCAUUUGGAUAGGAUGCAAUGGAAUGCUGGAGCCAGAAUUAAAAAUAAAAUAA
Molecule: messenger RNA, 2673 nt
Organism: Myxocyprinus asiaticus (Chinese sucker)
Lineage: Eukaryota; Metazoa; Chordata; Actinopteri; Cypriniformes; Catostomidae
Product: C5a anaphylatoxin chemotactic receptor 1-like
Exons: 2
Coding region: 174-1253 (359 amino acids)
Biological process (GO): complement receptor mediated signaling pathway; phospholipase C-activating G protein-coupled receptor signaling pathway; positive regulation of cytosolic calcium ion concentration
Cellular component (GO): plasma membrane
Molecular function (GO): G protein-coupled receptor activity; complement receptor activity
Source: RefSeq, a predicted model, not a curated record